UGCGCGCCCGACGCGCUGACGGUGCGUGCGUGUGACGGUGCCAGUGCGCGCCGGCGCGAGUGUGCGUAUGUGCGCGUCCGCGUACGAGGUGCGCGCGCGGUGUGUCCAUCCGUCCGCACUGUACGAUUAUAUCCACCGACUGUACGUACACGGUGCUCGCCGCCGACCGAGUGUUGUUAUAUACUUAUAUCGGUCUGCCCACCGGUUAUCGCGUAUUACCCGCCGCGCGCAGACGGGUCGACUUUACGCGAUCGCCGCCGUCGCACCGAGUAAAAGUUUUGCCGGUCGCGGACGGGCCACCGUGUGUGACAUUAGAAUGACCGGUUCGUCACCACCCGCCACCACCGCAGCAACCGCCGUAGUAACGUCGCCGUCCCGCCGCUGUUCGCCGUCGCCGUGUCCGCCGUUCUUUGCCGCCGUGGAGAUGACGCGCACCGUAGCGUAAAAGCCGCCGCCGCCGCCGCCUCGCCGGUCGCCCCGACAUCCGUCGUCGUCGUCGUUGUCGCCGUCGUGUAAAUACAUAAAUGGCAUCGUUGCCGCAACCCAAGUUCGAACCAAAAGCCCCCGACAAAAGCUCGUCGGCGGUCGCGUGCGACGUUAACAAGAAAAUCCUAGAAUCCGCCGACUGUUCGAACAACAACAAGUCCAAAUCAUUAUCGCUGGAUUUAUCGAAUUUGAACACUGCUAGUUUUAAGUCCUUAUUAGAAGAAGUGGUCGCAUAUGAUACGGCUAAACAGACUAAAAGCGAAUUGUAUAAUAAUCUGCUAGAAGAUGUGACUCAAAAUGGAGAAGAUGAUGUAAAGCGACCAUUACAUAAUCAACGAUUAGUUGAUAGCCAGACUGAUCUUGAUAAGUUAUCAUCUAAAGACCAACACAUUAAGGAAAAUUCUUCUCUUGAAGCUUUCGAUUUAGCACCUGACUUCAAAAAACGGCUGUCUGGUGUCACUACCAAAGUGAGCGCCCGUCAACUAGAGGGAGGUUCUUUGCCAAGUCAUGUCAAUCAUGCACAAGCUAUAUCUGUGUUGAUAAAUAAAAAAAAUACCCAAAAUACUCGUAAGAGAAUUGCAGAGUCAUCAAAAAUGGCUAAAAAUGUAGAUAAAGUUGUUGAUCUUGGAGAUUUUGGGUAUGAAGAAAUUCAGGUAAAAGAUAUGUCAAAUUAUACUAGUCAUGCAAGUUUGGAAAUCUGUCCUGCUAAAGAUGAGACUAAAAUAGAUGAACGAUUUACUACACCAUUACUGUGCAAGCAACCAAGUCAAAAUUAUGAAGACCAUGAUUCAUACAUGGAAAUAGAUGCUUCGCCGUACACUAAAGAUUCUAAAGACGGAAUGACUAAAGUACUGCCACGGACUUCAGGUGAGGGCGAUCAAGACGUGAAAAACUGUUUACAUCAGCCAGCUACAGUGGUAACGGAUUUUAAUAAAGAUGCACAAAUGAUAGACCAUCGUUUGUUACACCUAUUUGGAGGCCAAAUUAAUUGCUAUCAAAAUCCUUAUAACGGAUUUUCACAACCAAUGAGUUUGCAUUUUUUAACACCAAAUGAUAACCUAGGAUUACAGACUGCAUAUAAUAUUAAUAAUAAUAAUAAUAAUAAUAGGAGAAACAAUACUGAAGAUACUAGUAAUACUGCACUUAAAAGAAAUAAACAAAAAAAGGAAUUAAAGAAGAAAGAUGAAGUUGUUCGCUCUGAAGAUAUUCAAGGGUAUCGAGGGGACAAAAAUAUUGAUGAAAUCUUAAAAUUCAUUGGAGAUAAAAGUAGUGAUAGUAAAAAAAAUAAAGGUAGCAAGACUAAAAAUAAAAUUAAAAGUCGAAAUGGAAAAGGUUCUGAUGACGAUUGUGGUAGGCCAAAAAAUGGUAAAAUGAAAAUGACCAAGUAUAAUAGUGUUGAAGAAGUAUCUACAACAGUCUUUCAACCAAUAGAUAGUUCAGACGAUGAGUCAAAAUCAAUUAAAAGUAGUAAAAAAAGUAAAAAAAAAGUACCAAAACAAAACCAAUCUUCUAAGAAAUUUGCAUCUACUGAACAGAGACUUGAUGUCUUAUCAUCAGAAUCACAAGAUACUGAUUCUGCUGAUUUUUUGUUGGUUACCAAUAAACAAAGGAGAAAAAAACAAAAAUCACAAAAUAAAUUAAAUGCGACCACUAGUAAUUUUCCUCCCCAUGACUCAUAUUUAUUGUCACAGUAUACACAACCUAAAAGUGUAAAAAAUAAAAAAAGAAGAAAAUCCACAUCUUCAAUGCCUCAUUCUGAUAAAUCUGAAGAUAACUCUGAUCUAGAUUCUGUGCAUUCUUUGCCUGCCUCAUCUACACCUUCUAAACAGCCAUCAUAUAAAGAAGCUCCUAAAACUGAUUUGACUAAACCAGCCUGUGUAGUUACCACUUCUGAAGAGUCAAUACCAACAGUUACUGUUGCAUUACCACAACGAAAUGCUGACAGUAUAGUGAGUAAUGUAAAUUACGAUAAUGAAUGUAUCAAUGGGGAUGUACAUGUCACCUAUAUAGUGCAUGAAUCCCAGAAAGCGGAUGUAGAGACCGCUAAAAAGACUGCCGUUUUAAACAAAGUUCCUGCAGCGAUCCCCCCACAGAGCGCCUCGCUUACUGUGCGUGUACCGUCAAAGAAAAAACAAAGCCCAAUUAUGUAUAAUAAGUAUGAGGUGGAUACAAGCCUGUCUUUUGGAUUUGAAAUUGACCAAAAUUUACUGUGUGAUAGCGGUAAUGAUUAUUCACCCCCAGUAUCAAUUCCUAUGCCUAUAGAGUACAACUAUAAAGAAGUGAUAUUGUUCAUCAAACAAGCUUGGCAAGAUGUUGAAAAAGAGAAAAUCAAUGGUAGAUCAAAUAUUUUGGAAUACAAACGAGAUAACAGCGGUGUUGUUGGGGACAUAUGAAAUUUUUGCCAAAUAAUGUUAUGAUUAAACAUAAUUUGUGUUUGACAACUUAUCAUAUUUUGUAAUAAAUGAUGAAUUUUUUUCAUUCCACAGAAAAAAAUUCUACAGAAUUCGUUAAUAUUCUUCGAUAAAUUUUUAUAUAUCAUAGUAAUUAUUUAUGUAUGUAAUUUGUAUAUAUAUUUAUAUUAAGAAACAAUGUUAAAAUUACUCUUCUCGAAAAAAACAAAACAAAAAACUUUAAUUUAAAAUGGUGAUUAUAUCACUUGAAAUAUUUCUUUUUCGGUAAAUAUUGUGUAAAUGAUUGUUAAUUUAAAAGGUCAUUACAUUUUUUUCUUUUGUUAAGUUUGUACGUUCAAGUUUGUUUCGCUUAUUUAAAAAUGAUAAUUAUAUUUUGAGGGCAACUAAAAACCUGGCCACAAAGUUAAAUUUGUGAGUUAUUCAAGUUGGUGGUUAACGCGUCAAUAUUAACAUUUUUUUUUGAUGUACUUACAAUACUUAUUUGUUUCAAAACUUAAAAAUUGUAUUUGUUUACCUUACAAAAUAUUUUGUACAUCAUGUGUUAGGUUUUUGUUUCAGUUAUAUUUAUGUGUAACUCAUCUGUAAUAAACUGAUUUGAUAACAGAUAA
Aphis gossypii (cotton aphid) is the source of this 3505-nucleotide messenger RNA. Its product is annotated as rhoGEF domain-containing protein gxcJ-like. NCBI's taxonomy places the organism in Eukaryota, Metazoa, Arthropoda, Insecta, Hemiptera, Aphididae. The transcript is spliced from 9 exons. The coding region runs from base 525 to 2879 and encodes 784 amino acids. The record is from RefSeq and is a predicted model, not a curated record.